CCAGCUAGCGCAACGAAUGCUGAAAGGACCAGUUAAGACUCAAAUGAAGGAACCGGCAAAAGAUUUGCCAUACUUCAUGAAGUUCCUGCAAGAGAUGAAGAAGGCCAUGGCUGAUGACGACAAUAUAUUCGCUGCUGAUGUGGAUCAUAGCAGGGUGUUGCAGGCUGUGAUUACCAUUAUGGACGUUGCCUCCAUCCCCUCCUCUGUUCAGGCAAGCGGUGAGUUUUUGGGCAAGUCUGACCAUUGGUUGGCACAGGCACUCAAGCUUGACAAGGGGAAGAAAGCUGUGCAAUUGGCUCUAGAGAAUGCUACAAACCGCGAACAGCAGAACGGCAUCUUGGAAAAGAUCUCCAAAGCGCAAUCUGAUUUGGAAGAGCAAGCCGUCACAGAGGUAGAUCAGCUGACAAUGACCCUGGACAAUACCUAUGGCAAAAUGCUCGCUGAUGCACUCAAGGUUGCCAAAGAUCCAGACACCAAGAAUUUGAAGGGCUCUGACAAAGAACAUCUGAAGACUCUUCUGGCUACAUUGGAUGAUUCCAUUUGGGUGGCAAUCCAUGCGAGCAUGUCAGAUGACCUUGUGGAGCCUUUGCAGAGUGUGACGGCUUCUUGGAAGAUCUCUCUGAAUGUUUGGCAAAUGCUGGCAAAGCUGCCAAUGGUCCGCCUGAAGUUUGUUGCCGAAAAGCUGUUCACCUCAGAGGAGAAGCGUCUCGUGGAUUCCGAUGCUUUGGCAGAGUUCAAGAACAACAUGGACAACUCCUAUCGCUUGUCAAGUGUCAUGGGUGAUGAUGGCACUUUUGUUCGCAGAGGCUUGAACAUUGUGGACCUCAUCGUCACGGGCAACCAGUGCUUCUGCAAUCCACGUUUGUGUGGUGCUAGUGGUGACGAAGUAGUCUUGGAUCCUGCUGAGGUGACAGCAAUUGGGAAGAUCAAUCUUCAGAAUGGAGGCGAUGAUGCUGACGCCAAAGCCAUUCUGAUCAAAUUCUUUGAGGUAUUGCCCAAGAUGCAAGAGGUGGAUUCCAAGGAGCCGCUCGACCAAGCCAUUGCUUUUUGGACAUGGCUGGUUGAUCAAUCCAAACAGUUCAACAUGAUCAUGCAGGCUGGCAUCACACAUGACCUCAAGCUCAUCAACAUUCCAGAGCUUGCUGUCCCUGAUGAGCUCAAAUUGCCUGCUGAUUUGAACGAGCUGGUGAAACUGGCAGGGAAGGUGGGAGCGACAUUCAACAACAAGUUGAACAAGGCAGUGGUUGAUACCACUGUGGCAUUGGAAAAAUGCAUGGAUAACAUCAAGGAUACUUCGAAGAGCCUGCAAGUCACAACCGACUUCUUGUGUGCUGGAUUUUGCAGUGACUUCAAG
This is a messenger RNA of Durusdinium trenchii, 1354 nucleotides long. The record is from the annotation of a GenBank genome assembly. NCBI's taxonomy places the organism in Eukaryota, Dinophyceae, Suessiales, Symbiodiniaceae.